AUGUACAGUAAUUAUGGAAGCACUGCAGCAACACCUUCACAGGUUACCGCUGUCAUCCAGGUUUUCGAGGAUAUAUCUUCCAAGAUUCUUAAGAUACGUUUACUUGCGAAUGAAUUGGAAACACUGAAUAAAAGCAUUAGCAUAACUGGAAAUUCUAAAGCUAAAUCGGAUCUCUUAAACAAGCGUGAAAAAGAUGCCCUGGGACUGGUUGAUGAAACUAAAAAUCUUUUUAUAAAUCUUUCUAAAGAGCCGUUAUCGGAUCAGAUAACCAAGAUUCAUGUAGAGAAACUCAGAGUUGACUUUCAGCGGGUGCUUCACCGGUUUCAAAGGACACAAGCUGAAAUACAAAGACGACUACUUACUGAAAGUCGGCCACCUUCACUCGUUGGUGAUUUAAUCAAUUUGAACCCGGAUGAAAGUGAUGAAGCCAAAAUCAGCCAACUACAAGCGUUCUCAUCACAGGAUGCUGAAAUUCAAGAAUUAGGAAGAGUUCUAAAUCAGGAAGAUCAGAUGCGUUCCAUUGAGGAAGAUAUUGUAAAUGUGAAUGAAAUUUUUCAUCAACUUUCCCAGUUGGUGUAUGAACAACGAGAGGCUAUUGAUUCAAUUGAAGAUAAUAUUGAAGUGGCACUAACUAAUGAACACUCCGGUCAUUCAGAACUUGUUCGAGCUGCGGACAGGCGGCAGAGAUCCCGAAAAUGUUGUUGUAUAUUUGUAGCUACUUUGUUUGUGAUCAUUUUAAUUGUGAUAAUUAUCCUAUUUAUUGAGUAUCCUCCGAAACGAACACAGUAGAAGAAAAUUACACGCAUGCUCACAGAAACACAAGUGUCUAUACUUCCUCUGUAUAUAUACACAUAUAAUUUAUGCAAACUUAAUCAUGAAUCAUUUUCUAAUCCUGUUCAGAAUAAUUUUUACAGUCAUCUUAUUCGUAGUCGCUAAACUCGCCAUUUUAUCAUUUUUAUUUUUUUAGUCCUAAAAUGAAGUGUAUAAACAUUGACACCCAUACACACACGCUUAUACAUUUACUAAUGCGUAUCAUAAGUUGACGUUUCUUAUUUUGAUAACAUACAUGAGAAGAACAAACAAUCGUACUUUCACACAUACA
Molecule: messenger RNA, 1102 nt
Organism: Trichobilharzia regenti
Lineage: Eukaryota; Metazoa; Platyhelminthes; Trematoda; Strigeidida; Schistosomatidae
Source: the annotation of a GenBank genome assembly